Messenger RNA from Eucalyptus grandis, 2133 nucleotides. Its product is annotated as probable disease resistance RPP8-like protein 4. Gene Ontology annotation, biological process: defense response to other organism. Gene Ontology annotation, molecular function: ADP binding. Bases 1 to 2133 code for a protein of 710 amino acids. The record is from RefSeq and is a predicted model, not a curated record. The transcript is spliced from 3 exons. Lineage: Eukaryota; Viridiplantae; Streptophyta; Magnoliopsida; Myrtales; Myrtaceae.
AUGGCAGCUUCCGAGAUGACAGCUUCACUCGUGAUCGACAAGUUGCAACACAGACUCUCCGAGAGAGACAUUCUCUCCUCUGGAUUACCAGAUCAAAUCAAUACGGCCGUUAAUCAUCUCCAGACAAUCUUAACCACCUUGAAGUUACUGCAAUCUGGCACCGACAACGACCAGCAAAGCGGCGACCAUGGAUCUGGCCUCCUAGGUCGAGCUCGAGAUGCUGUGGACUGUGCCGAUAAGUUCCUCCUGGGAGCAUCACGACACUUGAUGUCCCGUAAGGGCCGCCUCAUGAAAAUGUGGGCAUUAGUCCGCUUCAUGUCGCUCAGGAUACGGGUGCGCGCCUCCGGAAGAAAGGAACGCGAUUUCAUCACCAGAGUUCAGAAAUUGUCCACUCACCUGUCCCAAAUGCAAGAUCUGCCUCCUUAUGAUCUGUUUACUCUUGAGGAAAACGCUUCAUCGGGGAAUAUGCAUCGAGGGAACGUACGUUGGAAUGGGAAGGUUGAGUCUGACAUUGUGGGGCGUGAAGAUGAAGAGUGCGAGCUCCUAGCUCGGUUGACCUUGAAAGAUGGCGAUCAGGACGCGUUGAGACUUUGCGUUAUUCCGGUGGUGGGAGAAGAAGCCAUCGGCAAGACGGCUCUCGUGAGGAGUGUGUACAACAGACUCGAGAUAGAUCAUAGCUUCCAAUGCCGCGUCUGGGUUCAUGUUCCCAAAAAAUUCGCCUUGAAAGAUCUCUUGGUGGAGAUACUGAAGCAAACACCUGGACAUGGACGUCCUCAUGAACCUCCUCCUAGACUCAAGGAAUGGAAGCAGAGUCAUCAUCACCACUGGGAUCCUGAAAUCCCAUCAAUUAUAGACCAUUGGGCUUCUCCUCUCGAGUUGCACCAAUUAGAUGCAGACCAGAGCGAGCUCUUGUUGAAGGAAUGCGGCUCCAUUAGUGAAGAUUCGGGGCUCAAAGCAAGUAUUCUGAGCAAGUGCAGUGGCUCUCCUCCUAGGAUUUUGCUGCUCGGAGGACUUGCGGCCGCGAGCGGUCAUUCUUCUCCUGCCAUGGUGGACCAGCUCGCUGAUAAUGCCACGCUUUGCGAUAUCGUGUCCUUGAGCUACCACAAAUUGCCUAACCUGCUCAAGCCCUGUUUGCUUUACUUGUGCCUCUUUCCCAAAGACUCGGACAUCUCGACAAGGAGGCUCUUCCGGCUAUGGCAUGCCGAAGGAUUGGUCCCAGUGCUCAAGUUCACGACCAUGGGGUGCCUCGAAGAAUUGGUUGGUCGAAACUUGGUUCAUGUGCACUACUUCAGAUCCAUUCGGGCCCUAAUCAUGGUGAAGAAUCUAAGCUUGUUAAUGGCUGCUCAUGGAUUGUCAAGCAUCAGGAAGAGUGCUGAGACAGGGGAUCAUUGCCCCGGAAACAUCCAUCUCCGACACAUCCGUUCCUACGUAACCUUCAAAACGCAGAAGCAGGGGACUCGUUCAAGGGAAGUGGAAGAGCUGCUUCGGCCCUUGAUUUCAAAGGGAGUUUGCGGUCUGCUCAGGGUGCUCGAUCUGGAGAGGACUUACAAGCCGUUGCUUCCGGACGAACUUGGCAAUGUACUGCUGAAUUUGAGGUACUUGGGAUUGCGAUGGACGGUCCUUGAUUCAAUCCCUGAAUCAGUUGGGAACAUGUCCUGCCUUGAGACAUUGGAUCUGAAGCACACUAACGUUAGCAAAUUGCCGAGUUCAAUUUGGAAGGUGAAGUCCCUCCAGCACCUGUACAUGAACGAGGUUUGCUUCGAUAAGUCCACCAGUGGUGGUAGCUUGAGCAAUCUCCAAACCUUGUGGGGCUUAUAUAUUGGAUCUGCUAAGAGUCCCAUGCUUGAUGUGCUUAGUAAAUUGACCAGGCUCGAGAAAUUGGGUUUGACGUGUGAUUCUCCAGUGAUGAAGAAAGCAACCGAGUGCAUUUUGAAGCUCACGAAGCUUGAAUGCCUAAAGCUGAGAUCGAGGGAUGUCUUCGGUCAGCCCUCAGAUCUCAACUUGAGUGACAUGAGUGGAGUCGAGCUGAUUUCGGACUUGUACUUGCUCGGGAGCCUCCUAAGCGACACGGCCAGGACGUCCUUGAGGGCUCGCCUCAGCGAGGCGGCUUGGAGCUCCUUCCUCGGAACCUGA